AUGAACGACUUCCUCAACAAUCCUCUAAGCAGUUCCCCUCCACCAGAAAAAUCCGAGGUUUUUUCUCCAAAAACAACGGCUACACAAACUGGUACACCGCCUCCACCAGCACCAUCACAGCCACCCGCACAAGGCAUAUCGCCCCCAAGAACUCCUCCUCCUGCCCCAGCAGAUGAACAAGAGCGGAAAACCAAGGCACGGUGGGUGGGGAUGGGCGAGUUUGAGUCGGAGCAGCACUAUUACCCCCGGGUUCUAAACGCACAGAUCCAUCCAUUGGUCCAGUCGUUCUUAACCUUGGGUAAUGAGCGCAUCAUUGCACGCUAUACACAUUUGAAUCCACGCGUCCAAGCAGACACACUGCGUGAGAUCCUUAGCUACCGACCCAAGUAUUUCCAAUGGGCAGGAUCCGAUCUGUUCAAUGUCACAACGGCCUCUGGAAAACGACAAAUGAUUGUUAUCGAGACCAACUCGUGCCCCAGUGGGCAAAAGUCCAUGCCUAUCCUGUCUGAAACAGACGAGCACAACGAACAUGGCGGGUACCGCAUGGUGAUUGAUUCUGCCUUUAGAGAACAGCUCUCCAAGGCCGAUCCGAAACUUGGCGACUUGGCCGUCAUUUACGACAAGAACGAGAUGGAAUCGAGUGGAUACGCAGCGGUCCUGGCAGAUGUGGCAAAGGAACAUGUCUGGUUGGUAGAAUGGUACGAUCAUGAUCCGGCACCAAACGUCAAAUGGCAAGACGGCGUGCUGCACGUGCGAGACGAAAAAAAUGUCUGGCAUCCCAUCCGCGCAUGCUUCCGCUAUCUGACACAAAAGCCUUGGAAUCGAUUUCCGCUCAAGAGCAAGACGAUUGUCAUGAACCAAAUCAUCUCCUGCCUUGCUGGCGGACGCAACAAAAUGAUGGCUUCAAGAGCAUACGACUUUUACAACUCGGAGCUGGUUGAUACUGGCCUGUCCGUACGCACGCCUGAAACAAUCAACAAUGUGACCCGUGGUGAGAUCCCGCUGUAUAUCCGCGCUAUGGGCAACCACGCUGUCCUCAAGGUUCCCUACAGCAAUGCAGGCCAAGGCGUAUAUACCAUCACCAACGAUGAUGAACUCAAACAUUUUUUGAGCGAGGAUCAUCAUUAUGACAAGUUUAUCGUCCAAUCCUUAGUAGGAAACGCUUCUUGGUCUAGCGUAACAAGAGCCGGCAAGUUCUAUCAUGUUGGCACAAUCCCAAACAAGAAGAAUUGCGACACCUUUGUUAGUGACCUGCGCAUGAUGGUGGCAGGUAGCGAACAGGGGUUUCGACCGAUUUGUAUCUAUGGUCGCAAGGCACGACGACCAUUGACAACCAAGCUGGAUCCGCAUGAUAACACGUGGGAAAUGCUCGGCACCAACUUGUCGAUCAAACUUCCGGAUGGCUCAUGGACCACUGAUACCUCACGUUUGAUUCUCAUGGAUCGCCGCGAUUUCAACCAACUCGGCAUCGGAGUCGACGAUCUUAUCGACGCCUAUAUCCAGACAGUCUUGGCCGUGAUCGGUAUUGACAAAAUGUCUGAACGCCUGAUGGCUGCUGGACGGUUCGACUAUCAAUUGUUCCGAAGUCUGAAUCCUGACGACGCCUUGCUCCGAGAGAUUCAGCAAGCAAAUGCGGAAGAUUUUAUGGAUCAGCAUUAA
This is a messenger RNA of Zychaea mexicana, 1659 nucleotides long. RefSeq lists its product as uncharacterized. The transcript has 7 exons. The coding region runs from base 1 to 1659 and encodes 552 amino acids. NCBI's taxonomy places the organism in Eukaryota, Fungi, Mucoromycota, Mucoromycetes, Mucorales, Lichtheimiaceae. The record is from RefSeq and is a predicted model, not a curated record.